AUGUCUACACCCGAGAUCAACAUACUGGCACCGGGCGAAGCAACACCAACAACAGACGUUGAAAUGACUUCAGGCGAUGCGCCCACCGAGGCAACCGCCACAGCUCCUGCUGUAGCGGCAGACCCGGCCUCAACCACAGAAAACACACAGGAGACUCUGCCUACAGAAGGCAACGACACCGUCUCGGGAGAGAAAGAAGAGACGAGUACUGCGCCGCCGGCAAGAGUUACGUUUCUGGAUUAUCUCAAGUCUCCCAUUGUCGAAUUAUCCGUGGGCCAAGGCGAUGCGCUUGCCUCAUUGACUGCACAUGAAGCACUACUCAAGCAGAGUCCUUAUUUUCUGGAAGCUUGUGCCAAAUCUGACGAAGAUGAGAAGAGUCCCAGAAGAAUAGAUCUUCCAGACGAAGAUCUCGACGCGGUCGGCUGUUUCCUCGAAUACAUAUACACGGGCGAAUACUUCCCGCGCAAAGUAGGCGACACGAAACGGCGACUUGAAGAAGACACUUCUGCGCCUGACUUUGACGAAGACGGGAGCCAGAUGCUCAAGCACGCGCGGGUGCUCACUCUAGCGGAGAAACUUGGCAUGCCUCAACUAAAACGCCUCGCCCACUCCAAAAUCCACUACGUCCAAUCCACAGCACGCGGCGAAAUCGCUUAUGCGAGAUACAUCUACGCCAACACGGCGCGCGAGGACGCCGCUGUCCGCACGCCCGUCGCCAAAUUCUGGGCCACGCGCUCGCAUAUCCUGCGCCACGAAGCCGAGAGCGAGUUCCGGAACAUGUGUCUCGAGUAUCCCCAGUUCGCAUACGAUGUGCUUGAGCUCGUGCUCGAGGCCAAAGAGCACAGUACUACUGCUGCGCCUGGCCCUGCAACUCGGGGCGCCGCCAGCACGUCUGGUCUGGCGGAGGGCAGAGAGAGACGAGACUCGAGCGCUAUUGGUCCUGGCAGUGCGAGAAAGAGGGCAAGACAUCAGGGGUGA
This is a messenger RNA of Xylona heveae TC161, 978 nucleotides long. RefSeq lists its product as hypothetical. The transcript is spliced from 4 exons. Gene Ontology annotation, molecular function: protein binding. The coding region runs from base 1 to 978 and encodes 325 amino acids. The record is from RefSeq and is a predicted model, not a curated record. NCBI's taxonomy places the organism in Eukaryota, Fungi, Ascomycota, Xylonomycetes, Xylonales, Xylonaceae.